AUGCCAAAAAUCGAAUAGGAAUUAUCUACGGAGUAAUGGCGAGCUGCAUACAGAGUACAUGUCAUCAUGGACGAAUCUUUGCUCCUUUGGUCCAACUUUUAUUUCGUUAGGUAGGUGGUGUUGGUUGGCGCUUCGAGAAUUCGGUGCCAGGAAACAAUUGUUGUUGGUUUUCAGUUAUGCGCUCAAGUGCGCCACUCUCUGACCGCAUAUUGUGACCGUUUGUUGUGUUACGCGGAAGGAGGGAACGAUACCCCUCAGUUUCUCAUGAGAGUCCUUCAUCGUCCAUGGAAAACUCUCAACAUCCAACAAAUAAAAUAAAAUCAACUCUGCUUCAAGCGACCAAAAUUCUCCAGGAUGUCCUCGAAUUAUCAAACUCUAAAGCCUAGCUUUAAUCCUUCAACAGAGUCCGACUCAUCCCCACAAAUCCAAGAAGUCGUCAAAGCACUCAACCUACUCCCCCACAUUGAGGGAGGUUUCUUUGCAGAAACAGACCGAGCCCCAGAUAUUGUUCCAUCUCCAUUUGGCUCCGACAAAUCCACUACUUCAGACCUUGCACCUCAAAGACCUGGUUUUGAGCCCACUGUACGAAAUUCCUCAACUACCAUUUUCUAUCUGCUUACGCCAAAUGGCCCGCAAGGCGGAUUUCAUCGGAAUAAGGGAAGAACCGUCCAUACUUUACACAGAGGGCGAGGAAGAUAUGUUUUGAUACACGCUGAUGAGGAGGGUUCGGAGAAAAGAAUUGAAACCUUCAUUGUUGGCCAAAAUGUUGCUGCUGGCGAAAAGUUACAAUGGAUUGUAGGUGGAGGGAAAUAUAAGGCAUCCUAUUUGUUGCCAGAUGAGGAGGGUGGAAAGGACAGCCAAGGGCUUUUGAUCAGUGAGACGGUAGUACCUGGUUUUGAGUACUGUGAUCAUGACUUUUUGUCUCCUGAAGGGUUGAAACAGCUUGUGGGCGCCGAGAAAGCGGAGGAAUUGAGUUGGCUACUCAGUCCUUUGGGAAAAGGGGAGUAACGGAUGGUUUCUGUUCUCAUGUAACAUGGAAUAGAUAUGGUCCAUGGGGAAGAGAUUACUCUUGAAUUUGAGUUUAGACUCUGCUGGUAUCAAUCCUGACCCUGUUUCCAUGCCACGAAAGCGUUGAAUAUUUUAUACAAUUUGCGCAACGGAGUAUAAAUGAGUUAGUCGAAUAUUCUUUGAUUAGUCAAUACGUCUAGCUAUUUAUCUAGCACACCCGAGCCUAGUCAUCAACAAUCCAAUGGUCCCUUAGAGUCAUUUGUUUUUCAUCUCUUCUUUU
Molecule: messenger RNA, 1288 nt
Organism: Sclerotinia trifoliorum
Lineage: Eukaryota; Fungi; Ascomycota; Leotiomycetes; Helotiales; Sclerotiniaceae
Source: the annotation of a GenBank genome assembly